Messenger RNA from Sphenostylis stenocarpa, 1041 nucleotides. The record is from the annotation of a GenBank genome assembly. Lineage: Eukaryota; Viridiplantae; Streptophyta; Magnoliopsida; Fabales; Fabaceae.
AUGAACGUCACCGUUAAAGCUACCGUGGCUUCCAAAAGCUCAAGGGGAACUUGGACGAUGAUGUCACAGUUAAAAGUAAACAGCAAGUGGCAGCAUAGAAAACGACACCGUUUAGGUUUGAUGGAGAACGAAAACGGUUACAAGAUGGAGUUCAGAGCCUACACAGACGAGGCGUGGUACACAGUACGUGUUUCAGUUGAGGGAGAGACGCUGAGAGUGAAGUUCCUGGACUUUCCCGACGAAAACGACAAUGCAUUUGAAGCCUCCCAAUUUGGGGAAUGUAAGUACCUCCAUGAUUUCCAGGGUCGCUUCAGACCCCUUUCCAAACAGGCUCAAGACAGCGAGUGUCGAACACUCGAGAAAGGCACCAGGGUCUGUGCGUGUCAGCGGUCCGGCAAGGAUGACCUUAGCUACUACGACGCCCUCGUCGAUGGGGUUAGUCUCCACUCGCGUAUCUUACGUUGGCCAAAUGCGGGAAAUCUGACGGUUACAACAAUUGAGGAUAUCUGCAUAGUUCAACCUGAAGGAGAGCUAGAUCCUGUAUUGGCUUCGUUUCUAGAGAUGGCAAGGGGGAAAGUAGAUUUGUUUUCCUCGUGUUCUGUUUCAGCAUCAAAGGAAGUUUCUUGCAUGGAAAUGGUGCCAGACUGGAACAGAAGCUCAAACACUACUUUUGGAAUUGGUUAUUUUGAACGAAUAGAAAAGGCAAAGUUCCAAGAGAUGUGUGGCUUUUUGAAUAAUCCCAGUUGCAUCAUAACGUCUUCAUCUGGCAGGCCAUGGGUGAUACAUGAAAAGCUAGUGGGGCUAAAAAAAAUUGAAGCAUCAAUAGGAACAUUGAUGCAUAUAUCAAAGAGUAUAUCACAAAAGGGAAAGAAUGGAGCAAGCAACAAUUUGAAGGUUGUGCACUCAGGAACUCAAGAAUUCAAGAUAGCUAGUGAUUUGAGGGAUUUGUUUUUGGAAUUUACUAAUCACCAAAAGAGGCUACACAAGAGACUUGCACUUGAGGAGGGAAGGGUAUUUAAAGCUGAUGAACAACUUGCUUAA